UACUUAGCGACGUGGGUUAGCCGAAAACACGAUUUUGAUCUGCAACCGGAUGCUUUGCGGCUACUUUUGCGGUUACACAUUACAAUAGGGGACUUCCCUAUCCCGUGGCUUGUCGCUGCAGUGAUACGGGGGGCGUGCCGUCUGCCCGCGGUGACGGCUGUAAAGCGGACCGCUACGCCAGGAAAGUAAACACACCAUUCUGCCAAGAUGGCCUCGCUGCCCGCGCUCCGAGCGGUACUCCUGGUGGCAUUUUCGGUUUUCCUCACGGUGGUGCUGGGUUUUGGACUCCCUGCUCUCCUGAACGCGUUCAUGAGGAUGCUGGGGUUGCCGGAGACGAGCGUGACCGAGUGCAUAGUUGCGCUGUACGCAGUUUUUGUCCUGUACGUGGCGACGCCUCGAAUUCCAAGAGGACUGGUGGAGGUGAAAGGGAAAGCCGUGCUUAUUACAGGCUGUGACACUGGAUUUGGUUACGCUCUCGCCAAACAUCUGCACAAGCUUGGCUUUACGGUCUUUGCCGGAUGUCUUCUCAAGGAUAAAGGUGGAGACGGUGCAAAGGAGCUUGAGGAACUUCAUUCAGAUCGAAUGAAGGUCGUGCAGCUGGACGUGUGCAAUGAAGAGCAGGUGAACAAGGCAGUGGAACACAUCAAAGAGAGCCUGGGUGAAUCUGAAGCGGUUCUCUGGGCUGUGGUGAAUAAUGCCGGUGUGUCAACGUUUGGAGAGGUCGAAUUUACCUCCAUGGACACCUACAAGCACGUGUCAGAGGUCAACUUGUGGGGCACCAUCAGGGUGACUAAAGCCGUUUUGCCGUUAAUCCGCAGGGCAAAGGGCCGUGUCGUGAACGUGGCCAGCAUGUAUGGGAGGAUGGGCAACAUCAUGAGGUCACCGUACUGCAUUUCCAAAUACGCCGUGGAAGCCUUUUCUGACUGCCUCCGCUACGAGAUGAAAGCGUGGGGCGUAAAAGUGUCCGUAAUCGAACCGGGCAACUUCAUUGUGGCCACUGGCAUCCUGACCCGCGACAUCGUGGCCACCACGGCCAAUAAGCUGUGGAGCGAGGCGCCCUCGGAGGUGAAGGAGGAUUAUGGGAAGACCCACUUUGAGCAGAACAUGGCUCUGAUGCGCUCUUACUGCAGCAGCGGGCAGAAGGAUUCGGUCUCCGUGCUGGAUGACAUCACCGACGCCAUCAUGUCCAAGCGUCCUCACACGCGCUACAGCCCCAUGGAGCCGCACUGGUGGAUCAGAAUGCAGGUGAUGACCCACCUGCCGGGCGCCAUAUCUGACCUCCUUUACUUCUAGAAGAGAAGCUGUUCCUGUCUUUAGCUCACCCUGAGAAUCAGAUAGCGUUAUAUUCUUCAGCUAAGUAGCAGUUACACAGAACUACACACUCAAAGUGGGGUGCCUGCCAUUUAUUCCUCAGCACUUGAAAUCAUCUAGUGAUCAAUCAAGCCUUAACAAUAUAAAAAAGGUUUUGUGAAUUGUAAGUAAAUUAUUGCACUUUGCUUUUCAUGUGUCUGGCAAGAAGCAUAACUUUAUCUAUACAGAUAUUCUCUUGAGUAGUAACUACUUUGUGUUUGGUAUCAGCAGAGCGAAAAUCUGCUCAUAGCUAUAAGCGCUGCAUCUUUAUCGCUUGCUGUGGUAAAAAUCUUUUUAAAAAUAAGUUUCUCCUUCUGGCUCUAAAUAUUUUUUCCCCAAAUACUUGUAACGUUUUGCCUUAUGGGAAUCUUGCGGGGCCACCCCAGUGGCACGAGGACCAAAGCUGGCUCAGGAGAAGGCUCCUGCUGCUCUUCUAUGGCAGACAGCGGAAAAAACCAGGGUCAGCUACUGUAGGACCAUGGUGAGACUUUGGCCUGGCUCGGCCCGACAUUGCGUAACAACAGCACAAUCCCACUUUGUCUCUCAUGCUCUAAACAGUCCUGUGUGAAUGGGUUUUGGAGCACGUCAGCACCGAGGUCUUUUAAUGUGAUAAAUGGGUACACUGGACUGAAAAAGUUCCCUCCCCUCUCUGAUGACAAAGUAUUUUGUAUAUGGAAUGAUCCAAAUAAAAAGAGCAUUAUAUUUUAAAAUAUUA
Messenger RNA from Oreochromis aureus, 2065 nucleotides. RefSeq names its product 3-hydroxybutyrate dehydrogenase, type 1 (gene bdh1). Gene Ontology annotation, molecular function: oxidoreductase activity. The record is from RefSeq and is a predicted model, not a curated record. The transcript has 5 exons. Lineage: Eukaryota; Metazoa; Chordata; Actinopteri; Cichliformes; Cichlidae. The coding region runs from base 208 to 1293 and encodes 361 amino acids.